UGGUGGCGACUCUUAGUUCUGAAGUGUGCAGUGCACUUCUUCAUGUGUCCUGACCAGCGUCACAGUUCAGGAGCCUCUCUUCUCCAUUUCCUUCGUGACACGUGUCUGAGCAAAAGCCAGUGACUGCCUCAAGAGGGUCUGAAGUCAUGGGUGUGAUGUGCUGCAUACUUCUCAGAUGUAUCAGCUUCCCCCUUUUGUAAAUCCUAAGGUGCAGAUCCUUUUAUAUUUCAGCAUGGCUUGCUUGUUCAGUGAAAGGGAUGCCUGCAGUUGUCUAGGUGGAUGAAACUGGUUUUGGGUGUUUCAGUACUGCCAGACAUGACAGAAAUUCUGAGCUUCUUUGUGUGAAAUGUGUCUCUUCCACGAGAGGAAAGUCCUUGACUGUACUUUCAAAACCUGGGUUAAGUAAUUGCUCUAUGACCACAUUAACAUUUUCUUUUCUUGCCACUGUUCCAAUCGUGGAAAGAUUUGCAAGCAAGAAAAAUGAAGAGUAAUAUAAGGGAGCAGAUAGUUUGGGGGUUUGGUUGUUUUGCUUCCUUAGUGCAUCUUAUCUGCAUCUGAUUUCUGGCAGCAUUUUAUGACCUUCAGUGGAUCUCAUGAGUGUUUUCCAUUCGAAGCUCCAAGCAGACUGAAACCAAGCAAGCCGGAGCACUGAAAGCUCUGAACUGCCCAAAAGGAAAAGCUUCUUGCAUCAGCUCUUCCUCUUUUCUCCUGUGUUAGUGAGAACAUUGAAGGCAAUUGUUUAAACCAGCCGAGCUUUACUGCAAAAGAAAAAAAGGAAAAAAACCACAAAACUGUCAACAUUUGGAGAUAAGUACAAAGAGGAAAGACCACUCCUAUUCCUCCUCAAGGCAAUCCCAAAUUUAUUGCUGGCCUUAUUUCAAUACAUUUUUAAAGCUUUUGAAGAUCAACUGCAUCUGAAAACAGAGCUGUAGUUUGGUUGUAGUGCACCUAGGAAGUGAGGAUUAGUCUUGUGUGUCAGGAUACAUGUGUUUAGACUAUCUGGAGAUUGAAUAUUCUCAAAGUGAAAACUGGGAGCCAUCUAGGCAUUAGCUGAAGAUGAAAAGGUUUUUAAGUCACAAAAAUCAUAAACAGAAGAAAUGCAAGUUGCAUUUCUUUAGUGCUGCAUAAAAGGAAAUUGCUAAACAUGUUCAUUUGGUAAGCAAAUGGGUUCAUGAACUGUAUUGUAUUGCCUUUUUUUUUUUGUAAAUUUCAUCAACUUCUGUACUAAGAUAGAUUGCUGGCACGUUACCUUCUGUAGCCAAAAAUCAAGAAGAAAGAGGUUUGUAGGAGUAGCAAUUUCAGCAGACUGCCUGGAAUCUCAAACUGCUUAUUAGGUUUCUUUGAAUUAUUGGGUGAUGUAUUUGGUAGCUGGUGCUUUGUAUCAAAAGUACAUAAUGUAAAUAAAUUCAAUUAGAAUAGUGCUCAUACACUUUCUGUCAGUCUUUUGACUGGAUUUUGCUAGCUUUGUAAAGCACAAAACUCCAGGCAUUGGCAAAAUUUCUUCUUGUGAACUCCUUUCCUGUAAAAAGCUGGUGCAAAGUAGUUCUGCUCUAUCAAAGGGAGGUGUGCAGCUUCUCCUGAAACCACACAGGUCUCUGUGCUACUUUGAGGAUGCGUGUUGGUGAUUUAGCUCUUCCUUCAUCACAGAUCAAGGGUCCCUCUUUCCUGGUGCCCUGGCUGCCACUGCAAAGCCUCCUUACAGAUCUUGCACUGGUAGAGGGAGGUGCCCCUGCCCUUCCCUGUUGAGAAAGGAUGCUCAGCAUCUGGGAGGUACAGGCACCAUGUUGGAAGCCUUGCUCUCCCCAAGAAAGCUGAGGCAAAUUGGAAAGAGCUAGAGAAGCAGGGUCCUGCAGUCCACACACUGUCUGCUUCCUAGGUCGUAGUACAGUGGCUUUUUAGAAGCAGUGAAAUUAGAUGGCCAUGUGCCCAGUGCAAGAAAUUAUUCACUCCACUGUAUUUAUUUUUAUAGUGAAAUUGCAUUUUCAUAUCUCCGUGAGAGAGACUGUAGCCGGAUACAAACCCAGUGAAGCAUUUCUUUUUGUGGACAUAGCGACUUUGGCACAGCUGUGAUGAAGCUCGCUGCUCUCUUCAUGAAAACACACUGAGCUGGGAAUGCUGCUGGUUUGCAUCCUCUCUGAGGAAAUUUGGCGAUGCAGUUGUGGUGGAUGGAGAUUGUAUUUUGUCACACUCCAGAUCGAUGCUGCUGUGCAGGAAAAGAUGCGCUGGACAGGCAUAGCUUUAGUAAAGUUUACGUGACUGUGAUUUCACAGUGAAACCUGGGAUUAAGAACUACCUAGAAAAUAAUUUAACUUCACUUUCUAGUGACUCAGGAAUGCAAACACUUUAAUUUUCAGGCCCAUUUCUUAAAGGGGUUUUACAUUUCGGUGCAUUGAAAUGAAUAUGCAUGUGAAAGCUUGAGAGCAUGAAGUCUGUGCUUGUGAAUUGGGCAGUUAGUGGUUUGGCCCACCUGCAUUUUGUGUUUACAUGCAAAGUAAUUUGCAUUAGCAGUAAAGCAUUCCAUGUGCAUAUAGCAUGUGUACACUAACAAAGUAGUUCUGAGAAAUAUAGGAGGCCAUGUAGUUAGGACGGGCUACUUAUUGGAGUCACUAAAUUGUGUCUUGUCUUAAAAACAGAAAAGGGGAAAAAAAUGGAAGUGAUAUGGUGGGGAUUAUGUGAUUGUUUUAGUUAGGAUCCAGUCCACUUAGAGUAAUGCAGUCUGCUCUUGAUCUCAGAGAAUUACUCAGGGCUCUGUUUCAACUGGUCUCCAAAAUGACUCAGUGUAAGAACCGAGGUCAUGUGGAUUUUUUUAAAAAGACUUAUUGGACUAAUUAGGCUAUGCUAUGUGGCUUAGUAGUAGUUAAGCAUGCCCAGUGUUACUGGUAAGAGUUCAACCUUAAGUUUUCUGCUGGAAGCAACUUCCCUUCAAAAUGCAGAGAUGAGCAGCAGUUGUGAUUAGAGAUUGUAUAAUACAAACCCCAAAGCAUUGUAGAAAUUAUGGGGAAAGGAAAGAGGCUGUAGAAACUGGAAGGGGAGUUAAUUAUAUGACAAAGGAUCCACUGAAAAAGCAGAUGGCUUAACAUUCAGUGUUGCUUGGAGAAGAUGGAUUGUAUGAGUGUUUAGUAAGUACUUUGACUGAGUCUGUUCAUGUGCAUAUUAUAUAUAUUAAAAAAAUGUGUCUGCUGUGAUUUUGUAUAAUGGCUUAUUAUGUAGUUGUUAGAACAAGGCAACAGAGAAAUAAGACUUCCAGAUGUACUUCUUAUGCUCGUUACAAACAUUUGGUUCCUCUCUCUCCACCUUUGGACAUGCCGAAUGUUGCUUGCAUGUUAUCUGUGUUCCCCCUUGCUUCCUGCUCGCUCUCUGUCCCUACCCACCUCCUGCCCCUGCCCUGGCCUCCAGCUCCCGUAGGGAGUCUGGUGUCUAUUCUGUUCUUCUCUCCUGCUGCCUUCUCCAUCCUCUUCACAUACUUUCUAAACUUCAGUAAUACAGGUGUAAAUCAGGCAGAGUUUUAGUUCCUCCUUAAUUUCUGUAGCACAUAUAAGUUCAAAAGAUUUAAAAAGAAAUUUAAUAAAGGUCUUUGUCCAGUGUUUGUUUCCAGAUACUGUAAAUGAUUGGUGAAGACCUUAGAUUAUUUCUACAAGGAAACUCUCUUAGUAUAAACUUUGCCAAAUUCUACAUGACUGAAAAAAAUUAUGUGUUCCCUUGACCCAUAAUUCCAGGGGGGUAAUUUUAUUGAGGUUUGUACUCAGGUUUUGUAUUGUAGGAAGUUUCUGUCUACUAAGGAAGAGCCUUCUUCUGUCACAUACUGUUUACUGUCCAGAGGCAAAUUUCAAGUCUGGAAGGAUGAGGCCAUGUGCCAUUGGGAGGGUUCUCUCAGAAUCGGGUUGCCAGACCAGAAGGCAGUAUGAUCAGAUGAGCCAGAAUGUGCAGUGGGGUGUUUUUAGUGAUUUUCAUCAAUUGCAGGAAGACAGGGGACUGCCUGGCAGUUCAGAAGGCCUGCUGGGCAGAUGCACUGAACCAGUAAGAACAUAUUGAAGCAAUGCUGUGUUUUGUGCCUGUGGUAUCCAUGGACAAGUGUUGGGUUGUGUCAAGACCAUCUUUGCUUUUGUGUGACACGUUGGCCUUGUGCUGCCAAAGGUUACAGGGUGGCAUUGGGUGCCUGUUUGUCCCAGCAUAAUGUUCAGCGUGGUGUGCUUCCUCCUCGGCUUGGCUUUCUGGUUGGAUUUUGAUCCAAAAGAAGUAACUCCUGCCACCAGGGGGUGCUGAAAGUUUCAGGCCGGAGGUUUUCCUGUGGUCUCCGUAGCUGCCACCUGGUGCUGCCCUGAGGAAAGCAGCGUUGGGAGGGCGGGUGCUGCCCUGAGGAGAAGUGGUGGGAAGGCUGCUACCCCUUGCCUACGGGGUGUCAGGGCGAGGCUCACCGCAAGGCCUGCUGUGCUUCCCUGCACUGGCCGCAAUGGAGACCUUAUCCCAGGACUCUCUGCUGGAGUGCCAGAUUUGCUUCAACUACUACAGUCCCCGCCGGCGACCCAAGCUGCUGGACUGCAAGCACACCUGCUGCUCCGUGUGCCUGCAGCAGAUGAGGACCAGCCAGAAGGACCUGCGCUGCCCCUGGUGCCGUGGGAUCACCAAGCUGCCUCCGGGGUACUCUGUGUCACAGCUGCCCGAUGACCCCGAGGUGAUCGCCGUCAUCGCGAUCCCCCACACCUCGGAGCACACCCCUGUCUUCAUCAAACUCCCCAGCAAUGGGUGCUACAUGCUGCCCUUGCCUCUCUCCAAGGAGCGGGCGCUGCUGCCGGGAGACAUUGGCUGCCGUCUCCUGCCCGGCAGCCAGCAGAAGUCCCUGACGGUGGUGACGAUCCCCACGGAGCAGCAGCCGCUGCAGGGCGGCCUUCCCGCCGAGGCGGGAGCGGAGGAGCCGGACCGGAGAGGUGCUGUGAAAAGCUCCACCUGGUCAGGGGUGUGCACUGUGAUCCUGGUGGCCUGCGUCCUGGUCUUCCUCCUGGGCAUCGUCCUCCACAACAUGUCGUGCAUUUCCAAGCGCUUCACGGUGAUCUCCUGCGGCUGAGGCGGCGGGGGCUGUGCUCCUCUGGGGGUUGGGUCGGGUCGGUGGUGGUGGUAUUGAGCAAGACAAUUCCGUGCAGCUUUCCCCAGUGACUGCAGGACGCUGUGCACCCGGGCAGUGGUGCCCGCCUGGCUGCGGCCCCUGGAGGGGUGGCAUCAGGCCUGUCGGCAGCCUGUGGAGAAAAUCACAUCCCAUGUCUGGCGGCAGUGGCACUGAGGAGGACUGCAUGUGUCACCUCAACCAUUUAUCAAAGGAACUGCAACUUCACAGUGAUCUUUUUUUAUUGUGUUACGAGAUUAAAGACCUCCAUGUAGCUGGUUAUACUGUGAAGUAUACAGUACGGGCUCUUCUUUAAACACAGUGUAUUAAAAUCAAAACUGCUCCACGUAGAAUUAAAUGAGAACUGGCGCACAACUGUACGAGCUGUUCAAUACCAGUCCACACAUGCAUUAUUUUUUAAUGAGGGGAGGGAGGGAGACUCAUAAAAUGGAGAAAUCAUGUAGCUGAUAAAGUAUUUUAUAUGUUUUAAAUGGCGCAUUGAUUAAACCAAGUUAGGGAGUUGUACAAUAGUUUUUAAAAAGUAGCAUUUUACAAGCAAUUAUUUCCUUCUAUGGUGUCUGGUUUUUGCCUCUGUUUGUCCCCAUUUCUUUCAACUACAGAAAAGUGGUUCCAGCAUCUUUUAUUUGAGGGAGCUUUCAAGAAGGGAUUCAAAGUGGACUAGAAAGAAUACCUAAAAAGUGCAGUCAAAACAGUUCUGCCUAACUGGCUUUAUGGGAAGGGUGGCUUUGCAUGGUAAACAUUGGACAUGCUGUUUUAACCGCCAGUCUGGCUGCAGACUUCCUGAUGACCUGGCCUUCAUAGCCAUUAGUGAAGAAAUGGGUCAUGAGAAGUCCUGGGACUCCUGCGAGGAUGUGAUAACAUAUUGCUCUUAAUUUUCUUUUUCUGCAGGUUAGGUUUACUCAAUUGGUUUUGAAGAAUUAGACCUAUUUUGCCUCCCUCUUUCCUAGGAGUUGUAACUGUGCACUAAUGGGUGGUGUGACAGGGGUGUUGCUCUAAGAAAGCUUCACCAUCGGAACUGAGACCAAGGACUGUUGUAUGCAGUCAUCUAGUAAGAGGCAGUGAUGGAUCUUGGAGAAGAAUCCAGGCCAGCCUAACCUCUUACUCGGUAGGUCAUCCCUCCUGAACUGCUGUGACUGUCCUGGUGUCAGAAUGUCUGGGUGAGCUUAACAGAGCCUCUUCCCAUGUUUCAGUGUAACUAGUGUUGAUGAUUUCAUAAGGACAGAUUUGAAAAACACAAUUAAGUAUCUCUCCUCCCUUUCAUGACAGUCACCUGUGACUGUCAUGAAACCCCAGUCAAUUGCAGUUCAUUUCUUGGGAAGAGCCAAAUUCCUGAAUGUUCACUGCAGUAGCACCUUGCUCUAAGCAGUCCCACUAGCUUCAGUAGUACUGUUCAUAAGUAAAAUAGAGCCCAGUGUGAAUUUGGGUAUUUGGCAAGUCUGAUUGCUGAAACUUACAUGAGAUUUAGGGAUUGGAUCAAGGGGCACGUGGCAGACCUUUAAUAAGACAGAAAAAUCUGUUGAUUUGCACUGCUUCUUUUUGUGAGUACAAGGCAUAACCUCCCUGAACUGUGUCCUCUUGUUGUCUACCUACUGUUCUUUCUAAUUCUUGCUGAAUGCCAAUGCUGAAUGCCAUAUUAUAACAUAGUUUCGACUAUGCAGUGCCCAAGUGGGCUCCAUAGUCAUCCUUGGUUUUCUAGUUUUGUCACAAAAUCCAGUUGCUGGUUCACAAUAAACAUUGUCAGCUCACACUUCUGUCAGGAAAAUACCUCCGACUUCAUGCUGGAUUUCUUUCCCACCCUGUUUCUAAACCACCAUUUUCUUCCUUGAUUUCCAUUAGCAGAAGAAUAGAAUAUAUAGUGCUUAGUUGUGAUGAUGUGUGUUUGCUCAUGUAGGGAGAGGAACCAUUGUGCUGAUUUUUAUCUACUGUCAUGUGUAUGCAUAGCACAGGGAAAAAAUAGUCUUCAGAUAAAACACUCAAUGCCUUUUUUGUGCAAGGCCCAUGUGCAGUAUGCCUUGAAACUGGCUUGCAAGUAUUGUAAUUACAUGGACACCUCUCCGCAGCAUGUUUCGUGUGGUUGCAGUAGGGAACACCAGGUAUUCCCAAAUGUGUCUUGUGAAUGUGCUCGUCUCUUGUUGCCAGUAGCUAGCCAGGUUUCUACUGACAUCCAAGCUAUGCUGCUUAUUGUGUAAAGGAAAGCCAGUUCACAAAAAAUCCUGCCUUUUACAAGACUCUUGAGGAACUGACCAGACACAGGACUUGACCCUCUACUGCCUUAUCCUGUAGCAAUUGUUGGGUGUACCAGAAGCUUAUGGCAUAGGUGAAAGAUGCUCCAAGAACAGUUCUGGUGCAUUUUGCACCAACUUCUGCAUUUGUUAAUCUGAGUUAUCAGUGAAUGCACAAAACCGCGAGGCAGUCAAGGAGCAGGUCCUGGUGACACAGUGGUGGUAACGUUACCUCCUUCCAGCCAUACCUGCCCGACUGAAGCUCUUGAGGCCGAGGAUUCUCUGACAUUGCAAAGAAAGGCCCUCUUCAUCUCCAUAUGGAGAGUGCAGAAUAAAAGAGGAAUCAGAAAUUAGGUUAAAAUACCACACUGCAUAACACAUUAUACAACAGGCAGACCUAGAGUUUAUCCGGAAUUAAUGACGUUAAGUGUUACAUUAGCAGAAUACCAUCCUGUACUACGUAACACAGUACAUUGUUUCGUUAAUAUGAAUUUCCUGUACUUUUGUGCCUGCUGAAAUGCAUGUUUGACCUAAUUUCUGAUCCAGACAUUUGCCUGCUCACAGCCUUGUGUAAGAGCAAUAAGUAAAACCUCAAGAUUUUUUGCCUGCGUGUAUGCGCAUGGUGUGUAUGUUAAUUCCUUUUUAUAAGUAGGAGUUCUGGAAAAGUUUUUGUUCUGGCUUUAGACUGUGACUAAAAUUUUAAAUUUGCAGCUGUCAUAUGUGUUAGAUCACCUAGCUUUUUUGCUGACUUGUGUAGAAAUGAACUAAAUAGUUUGUUGUAAUGUACAGUGUUAAAAUGUUUCUCAAGUAUGUCAAUAGUCAUACUACUUUAAAAAUGCAGUGCAGUCUGUCCCAUUCCUUGGUUCAAUACCUGGCAUUUAAAAGUGAUAUUGCUAAUAUUUUUUUUUAUUAUUAUUUUGAAAAAACAGCCUUGUCUUUGUAAUCUUUCCUUUGUGGAGAAACACAUUUGGACUUGUGCCAAAAUCAUCAGGUUCCAGGUUAGCUUUUGUUCUCUGGUGUCGAGUAAGAAGUCACUGCCCAGUUCCACCAAAAAGACAGAAGCUUACUGUGACCCAGUACUGUUUGAGAAACCAAAACUUAUGCUAAAAUGUGUGGGUAAUUAUCCAAGCACCUGCAUUUUUAGAGCACAUUAAUCUGUAUGAAUGUGUAUUUAUUUGCUUGUUUAAUAGGAAAGGUGUGUGUGUUGGGGUCCAAUUUCAGGUUUUUUUCUGGAUGGUCCCAACUUCCAUUGUUGGCUUGUGCUUUGCUGGCAAACAGACUUUAGGGUUCACUCUGUGAAAUUUUGUUUAGUGAAUUUUAAAAAUUCAAAAUAUGCAAUUUUGGUAUGCAGGAUUUUUUUAGGAAAUUUUGUGUUCAGUGAUUGUUCAUGCUUAACCACGAUGUAAAGGAGCCUGUAUGUUUUGUAAACAUGGAGCAGUCAUGAGUCCAAAGUUUCAUCUUUACUAAUGAAGCUCAUUCUGAAUAAAACGUUAGCAGGAAAAGAA
Messenger RNA from Motacilla alba alba, 8846 nucleotides. RefSeq names its product ring finger protein 152 (gene RNF152). The record is from RefSeq and is a predicted model, not a curated record. The transcript has 2 exons. Gene Ontology annotation, cellular component: lysosomal membrane; lysosome. Lineage: Eukaryota; Metazoa; Chordata; Aves; Passeriformes; Motacillidae. Gene Ontology annotation, biological process: apoptotic process; positive regulation of autophagy; protein polyubiquitination. Gene Ontology annotation, molecular function: ubiquitin protein ligase activity. The coding region runs from base 4451 to 5062 and encodes 203 amino acids.